Molecule: messenger RNA, 1002 nt
Organism: Meriones unguiculatus (Mongolian gerbil)
Lineage: Eukaryota; Metazoa; Chordata; Mammalia; Rodentia; Muridae
Product: olfactory receptor 5H18
Exons: 1
Coding region: 5-952 (315 amino acids)
Biological process (GO): G protein-coupled receptor signaling pathway; sensory perception of smell
Cellular component (GO): membrane
Molecular function (GO): olfactory receptor activity; odorant binding; G protein-coupled receptor activity
Source: RefSeq, a predicted model, not a curated record
GGCAAUGUCCAGUGAGCAGCUCAUGGAAAAAGGGAAUACAACGCUGCUGACAGCCUUUGUUCUCACAGGGCUCACCAAUCACCCCAGGCUGCAGGUGCCCCUGUUCCUGCUGUUCUUGGUCAUUUAUCUCAUCACUCUUGUGGGGAACCUGGGUCUGAUUGCUCUCAUCUGGAGUGACCCCCACCUCCAUAUCCCUAUGUACUUUUUCCUUGGGAGUUUGGCUUUUGUAGAUGCCUGGAUAUCAUCCACAGUGACCCCUAAUAUGUUGGUUGACCUAUUAUCCAAAAACAAGGUGAUAUCACUUUCUGAAUGCAUGAUACAAUUUUUUGCCUUUGCUUUCGGUGGAACCACGGAAUGCUUUCUUUUGGGCACAAUGGCGUAUGAUCUCUAUGUAGCCAUAUGCAAACCAUUACUUUAUCCAGUCAUUAUGACCAAUAGACUAUGCAUCCGCCUACUAGUUUCAGUAUUUGUAGGCGGCUUUCUCCAUUCCUUGUUUCAUGUGUUGUUUUUAUUCAGAUUGACCUUCUGUAAUUCUAAUAUAAUCCAUCACUUUUAUUGUGAUAUUAUGCCACUGUAUAAUAUUUCCUGUACUGACCCUUCUCUAAAUCUUCUAUUAGUAUUUAUUUUGUCUGGUUCGAUACAGGUAUUCACCAUUAUGACUGUCCUGGUUUCCUAUACACUGGUUCUGUUUACAAUUUUACAAAGGAAGUCUGUCCAGGGCAUAAGGAAGGCUUUCUCUACCUGUGGAGCUCACCUCUUAUCUGUGUCUUUAUACUAUGGGCCUCUUCUUUUCAUGUAUGUGCUCCCUGCAUCACAACAAACAGAUGAUCAAGGUAUGAUGGACUCUCUGUUUUACACGGUCAUAAUCCCUGUUCUAAAUCCAAUUAUCUACAGCCUGAGAAACAAGCAAGUCACGGAUUCACUGAAAAAAAGAUUAGAGAGACAUGUUUAGUUUUCAAAAGUCUCUUGUCCGUUCAUACAAAAUAGCCACAAAAUUUUCCA